This is a messenger RNA of Thalassophryne amazonica, 10249 nucleotides long. It is a transcript of the gene fbn1, whose product is annotated as fibrillin 1. Gene Ontology annotation, molecular function: calcium ion binding. NCBI's taxonomy places the organism in Eukaryota, Metazoa, Chordata, Actinopteri, Batrachoidiformes, Batrachoididae. The coding region runs from base 340 to 9072 and encodes 2910 amino acids. The transcript is spliced from 66 exons. The record is from RefSeq and is a predicted model, not a curated record.
GAGAGAGAGAGACUUUAGCCAUUCUCAUCCUCUGGAAUGCAUCAACUCCUCUAACUUAUCUAUGCAGGGAACAAUUGGAUGCGCAGGACUGAAGAACUUGCGAUGCGCAUCUAUUUAUAGCAGCUCAUCGCCACAGCUCUGAGCUUUCUUCUUCUCUGCGGUGUAGUUUUUCCACUUUAUUUUCUUUGACUCCACGUAUUGCUUAUUGCAAGUGAAAGUCAAAUCUGUCGGGUCUGGGGCGAAUCUCCUGUCCGGGAGACAAGCUUUGACUCCAGACUGCAGAGGCUGUCCGGGUUUUGGAACCGAGUUCGUAACGCGCCCUGGAGUUAAAGAGCGGACAUGCCGCACAGUGAGCGCGCAGGCCGUGUGGCGCAGCUGGCCGUGGCGCUGUUGGCCGCGCUGGCGCUUUACGCACACUUUGGAGACGCCGUGGAGACUGUGGCCACCGAGGACAGCGAGGUGGCCACCAAACCGUCAGACCCCAGAGCCAACAGGGCCAAGAGACGGGGAGGGACAGACGCCCUCAGGGGACCCAAUGUAUGUGGCUCGCGGAACAACGUAUACUGCUGCCCAGGUUGGAAGACUCUGACCGGAGGAAACCAGUGCAUUGUUCCGAUCUGUCGGAGUUCAUGUGGAGAUGGUUUCUGCUCCAGGCCCAACAUGUGCACGUGUCCAAAUGGCCAGAUCGCCCCAUCCUGUGGAUCUAAAUCAGUUCAGCACUGUAACAUCCGCUGUAUGAACGGGGGAACGUGUGCCGAGGACCACUGUCUGUGUCAAAAAGGCUACGUGGGAAACCACUGUGGUCAACCGGUGUGUGAAAACGGUUGUCUUAACGGAGGACGAUGUGUGGCUCCUAACCGGUGUGUGUGCACCUACGGCUUCACCGGGGCUCAGUGUGAGAGAGACUACCGUACGGGACCAUGCUUUGCCUCGGUGAAUAACCAAAUGUGCCAAGGCCAGCUCACAGGCAUUGUGUGCACCAAGACUUUGUGUUGUGCCACAGUGGGACGGGCUUGGGGUCACCCUUGUGAGAUGUGCCCAGCCCAGCCUCAGCCCUGCAGAAGAGGGUUCAUACCAAACCACCGAACAGGGGCAUGCCAAGAUGUGGAUGAGUGCCAGGCCAUCCCUGGCAUCUGUCAAGGAGGAAACUGUAUCAACACAGUGGGAUCUUUUGAAUGUAAAUGUCCGGCUGGGCACAAAUUCAGUGAAGUCACACAGAAAUGUGACGAUUUGGACGAGUGUGCUAACAUUCCAGGCCUCUGUGGAUUGGGCGAGUGCUCCAAUACUGUUGGCAGCUACUUCUGCAAAUGUCCCCAGGGAUAUUAUACCUCAGCGGACGGGUCCAGGUGUAUCGAUGCUCGUGGAGGGUACUGCUAUGCCAGCCUGGUGGGUGGGCGUUGUGCCAACCAAAACUCACAGCUGAUGACUAAAAUGCAAUGCUGCUGUGAUAGUGGAAGAUGCUGGUCUGAUGGAUCUGCACCUGAAAUGUGCCCCAUCCGUGGAUCAGAAGAGUACCAGAAGCUGUGCAUUCAGUUACCUGAUGUUGGAAUUGGAGGACCCCCCAUACCUGGUCAAGUCCCAGGUGGCCCGGGGAUCUAUCCUGGGCCAUUUCCUGGUCAAAUUCCUGGGCAAACACCUGACCAGGUUCCUGUGAUUCCUGGUCAUAUUCCCAUCCAAGUUCCAGGCUAUGUCCCUGGCCAGGUUCCAGGCCAAAUCCCAAUACAAAUUCCAGGACAAAUCCCUGUACAGCCUCCACUUCCUCAGGGUCCUAUUAUACUCCCCCAAAAUAUCACCAACAUGUGCCAAACCUACCGGCAUCUCUGCCUGAAUGGCAGGUGUAUCCCCAUGCCUGGCACUGGAUACCGCUGUGAGUGCAACAUGGGCUUCAGAUUGGACACAAGAGGAGAGUGCAUCGAUGAUGAUGAGUGUGAGAGGAACCCGUGUGCACAUGGAGAGUGUAUGAAUACACCUGGAUCCUACAUCUGCCAGUGUCCUGCCGGAUUCCAGUCGACUGCAACCAGGACCGAGUGCCGAGAUCUGGAUGAGUGUGUGGCCAAUGGUCGCAUCUGUAACAACGGCCGCUGCGUGAAUACUGAGGGCAGCUUCCACUGCGUCUGUAACGCUGGCUUCGAGAUCUCAGCAGAUGGAAAAAACUGUCAAGACCAGGAUGAGUGCCUGAUCAGGAACAUGUGUCUCAACGGACUCUGUAUCAAUGAAGAUGGCAGCUUCAAAUGCAUCUGUAAGCCUGGCUUCCUGCUUGACACCAGCGGACGCAUGUGCAUCGACAUCGACGAGUGUGAGACUCCGGGCAUGUGUAUGAACGGCCACUGCAUUAACACCGAGGGAUCGUUCCGCUGUGAGUGUAUGGCUGGAAUGGCCGUGGGUCUGGAUGGACGGGUCUGCGUUGACACACACAUGCGCAGUUCAUGUUAUGGUGGCUACAAGCGCGGACAGUGUGUGAGGCCUUUAUUCGGAGCUGUGACCAAGUCCGAGUGCUGCUGUGCCAGCACGGAUUAUGCCUACGGAGAGCCGUGCCAACCCUGCCCACCGAAAAACUCUGCUGAGUUCCUGGCUCUGUGCCCAAAUGACAUCGGCACAACCGGUGAUGGACGAGACAUUAAUGAAUGCGCCCUGGAUCCUGACAUUUGCCAGAAUGGAGUGUGUGAGAACAUGCUGAGGACAUACAAAUGCAGCUGCAAUGAAGGCUUUGAGGUAGACCUGACAGGAAAAAACUGCAUUGAUAUUGAUGAGUGUCUGAUGAACAGACAUCUGUGUGACAACGGUCUAUGCAGAAAUACGCCAGGCAGUUUCACCUGUCACUGUCCCACCGGAUACCGAUUUGAUACUGCGACAGAUGUGUGCGAGGAUGUGAAUGAAUGUGCGUCAAGCCCAUGUGUAAACGGAGAGUGUGUGAACAGCCCGGGAUCCUUUGUGUGUUUGUGUUCUACGGGAAGUUCGCUGGACAGCUCUGGGCUGGAGUGUAUAGAGACUACUAAGAGCACCUGCUGGUUAAAGAUGGUGAAUAAACGCUGUGAGAUCAACAUCAAUGGGGCUACACUUAAGUCCCACUGCUGUGCUACACUGGGAGAAGCCUGGAACAGUCCGUGUACUAAAUGUGAAAAAGAUCCAAUCUGUAGUAAGGGUUUUGCUCGAGUCAGAGGAAAUCUCUGUGAAGAUGUGGAUGAGUGUGAAGUGUUUCCAGGCGUGUGCAUCAAUGGGAAGUGUGUGAACACACAGGGCUCCUUUUUCUGCCAGUGCCCUCCUGGAAUGACUGUGGAUGUCAACGGCAGGACGUGUAUUGACCUGCGUACGGAGCACUGCUAUCUGUCCCAUGAUGACGAGCGCUGCGGGACUCCAGUCUCGGGGAAGCACCGUGUGGAUGCCUGUUGCUGCUCAGUGGGUGUGGCCUGGGGCCCCGAGUGUGACGAGUGUCCAGAGAAAGGCUCUCCAGAAUACACCCAGCUGUGUCCUCGAGGUCCUGGCUUUUCACACCGGGGUGAUUUCAUCAACGGAAGGCCCUUCCUUAAAGAUAUCAAUGAGUGCAGGAUGAUAAACACCUUGUGCUCCAAUGGGAAGUGUAGAAACACCAUCGGCAGCUUCCGCUGUCGCUGUGAUAACGGCUUUGCUCUGGACACAGAUGAGCGUAACUGUACUGAUAUCGACGAGUGCCGCAUCUCUCCAGAUCUGUGCGGACAGGGCAAGUGCAUUAAUACACCAGGAGACUUUGAAUGCGAGUGCUUCGAGGGUUAUGAGAGCGGGUUCAUGAUGAUGAAAAACUGCAUGGACAUUGACGAGUGCGAGCGGAACCCUCUGCUGUGCCGCGGAGGAGACUGUGUAAACACAGAAGGCAGCUUCCGGUGUGAAUGUCCCGAGGGACAUGAGAUCGCCCCCGACGGCUCGGCCUGUUUAGAUAUCAAUGAAUGUGAGCUGAGCGACAGGUUGUGCAGAAAUGGCCAAUGUGUCAAUAUGAUUGGCCGCUACCAGUGUACCUGCAACACAGGGUACAAAUCCACUGAGAACAGAGUGGAAUGUGUUGAUAUCGACGAGUGUACCAUUGAGAACGGUGGGUGCGAGACUUUCUGCACAAACUCAGAGGGAAGCUACGAGUGCAGCUGCCACAGCGGAUAUGCCCUAAUGCCCGAUUUGAGGAGCUGCACCGAUAUCGACGAGUGUGAGGAGAGCCCAGAUGUCUGUGAUGGAGGCCAGUGCACCAACAUUCCUGGGACAUACCAGUGUCUGUGCUUUGACGGAUUCAUGUCAUCUGAAGAUAUGAAGACCUGCCUGGAUGUGAAUGAAUGCGAGCUGAACCCAAACAUCUGUCUGAGUGGGAACUGUGAGAACACGAAGGGAUCCUUCGUCUGUCAUUGUGAUAUGGGGUACUCUGUACGCAAGGGAACCACAGGCUGCACAGACAUCAAUGAAUGUGAAAUUGGUGCCCAUAACUGUGACGCACACGCUACCUGCACAAACACGGCCGGCAGCUUCAAAUGCAACUGUGCUCCAGGGUGGAUUGGCAACGGCUUCAAAUGCACAGACUUGGAUGAGUGUUCCAACGGGACACACAUGUGCAGCAACAAUGCAGACUGUAUGAACACCCUGGGCUCCUAUCGCUGUGUGUGCAAGGACGGUUACUCUGGAGAUGGAUUCCACUGCUCAGACAGCGAUGAGUGUGCAGACAACAGCAACUUGUGUGAGAAUGGCCACUGUCUGAACCUGCCAGGGGGAUUCCGCUGCGAAUGCGACAUGGGUUUCAUCCCCACAGCUGACGGCAAGGCAUGCGAGGACAUAGACGAAUGCACCUUCGCUGACAUCUGUGUCAAUGGACGUUGUCGGAAUAUCCCAGGACUUUUCAGAUGUGAAUGUAUCAUCGGUUAUGAACUGGAUAGAAGUGGUGGCAACUGCACAGAUAUCAAUGAAUGUGCAGACCUGACCAUCUGUAUUAACGGGAUGUGUGUCAACAUCCCUGGAAGCUACCACUGUAACUGCCCACCGGACUUUGAGCUGAACCCCACUCGGGUGGGCUGUGUCGACACCCGAUCUGGAAGCUGCUACCUGGACGUUCAUUCCCGUGGCGAUGCGUCGGAGAAUUUGGACUGCUCCAAUGAACUUGGAGUAGGUGUUUCCAAAGCAUCCUGCUGCUGCUCCCUGGGCAGGGGCUGGGGGAAUCCAUGUGAAUCAUGCCCUUUUGUCAACUCAACGGAAUACAAGACACUGUGUCCUGGAGGAGAAGGAUUCAGACCCAACCCCAUCACUGUCAUUUUAGAAGACAUCAAUGAGUGCCAGGAGCUGCCGGGCUUGUGCCAAGGAGGACAAUGCAUCAACACCUUUGGAAGCUUCCACUGUGAAUGUCCAAGAGGCUUUUCACUCAACCCAGACACCCGAGUCUGUGAAGAUGUUAAUGAGUGCGAACAACCAGGUAUCUGCGGCCCAGGCCAGUGCUACAACACCAUCGGGAACUACACCUGUAUCUGUCCUGUGGACUACAUGCAGGUUAAUGGAGGAAACAACUGCAUGGAUAUGAGGAAGAGCUACUGCUACAGGAACUUUUACUCUGACAAUAGAACAUGUGACGGAGAACUGACCUUUAACAUGACCAAAAAGAUGUGCUGCUGCUCCUACAACAUCGGCCGAGCGUGGAAUAAACCGUGUGAACAGUGUCCUGUGCCUAGCACCGAUGAGUUUUCCAGCCUGUGCGGCAGUGAGAGACCAGGAUAUUACAUCGACAUCACCACCGGACGGGUCAUCGAUAUUGAUGAGUGCAGGGAAAUCCCAGCAGUGUGUGAGAACGGAGUGUGCAUCAACAUGAUUGGCAGCUUCAGGUGCGAGUGCCCAAUAGGCUUCAUCUAUAAUGACAAGCUGUUGAUUUGUGAAGAUAUUGAUGAGUGUCAGAAUGGACCAGUGUGCCAGCCCAAUGCAGACUGUUUGAACAUGCCAGGAAGUUACCGCUGCGAGUGUAAAGCUGGAUAUCGCUUCACACCCACAGGACAAUGUCUCGAUCGAAAUGAAUGCAUGGAGAACCCCAGUGUGUGCAACCCUGGCCAAUGCAUCGACACACUGGGGAGCUACCGCUGCAUCUGCCCCAAUGGCUUCAAAACCACACGUGACCAAUCGAUGUGUAUCGACGUGGACGAGUGUGAGAGGCAACCCUGUGGCAACGGGACCUGUAAGAACACGGUGGGCUCGUACAAUUGCCUGUGCUACCCCGGCUUUCACAACUCACACAACAGUGACUGCAUAGACGUUGAUGAGUGUUCCACCCAGAGGGGCUUGUGUCGGAACGGGCAGUGUGUGAACACAGUGGGCACAUUUCUGUGCGUGUGCCAUGAUGGCUAUGAGCUCACUUUGGAUGGCAGGCUGUGUGCAGAUAUCAAUGAAUGUGCAGUGAAUCCUGGAACCUGUGGAGCGGGAACUUGUCUGAACCUGGACGGUUCUUACAGGUGUAUCUGCCCAGCUGGGUACUUCCUGCAUGAGGAAACCUGUGAAGAUAUUGACGAGUGCUCCCAGUCUCCUGACAUCUGUACCUUUGGAACCUGCUCCAACACUGAGGGAAGCUUCACCUGCUUGUGUCCUGAAGGGUUCCAGCUCUCCACCUCUGGACGCAGAUGUUUAGAUGUCCGUGUGAACUUCUGCUACACCAAAUUUGAAAACGGUCGCUGUUUUGCUCCAAACGUCAUGAACACUACCAAGGAUGACUGCUGCUGCAGUUUAAUGCCAGGCCAAGGCUGGGGAGACCCCUGUGAAAUCUGCCCCAGCAAGAGUGAGGAGGCUUACCCUCUUCUCUGUGUCAAUGAGGGAUAUCGGCGGGGGCCGGAUGACCAUCCAAAAGAUAUUGAUGAAUGUCGUAAUGAUCCAUGCGUUAAUGGCCAGUGCAUCAACACAGACGGCUCUUUCCGAUGUGAAUGUCCCAUGGGAUACCAGCUGGACAUCAGAGGGGUAACCUGUGAAGAUACUAACGAGUGCGAGAUCGGCAACCCAUGUGGCAACGGCACGUGCACUAAUGUGAUCGGAGGGUUUGAGUGUGCAUGUGAUGACGGCUUUGAGCCUGGCCCAAUGAUGACCUGUGAAGACAUUAAUGAGUGCGCCCAGAAUCCGCUGCUGUGUGCCUUCCGUUGCGUUAAUGUGAUGGGCUCCUACGAGUGUAAAUGUCCAACAGGCUACGUGCUGCGUGAGGAUAAGAGGAUGUGUAAAGAUCAGAAUGAGUGUGAAGAUGGUAUCGAUGACUGUGUCAGCAGAGGCAUGAGCUGCAAGAACCUCAUUGGUACAUAUAUGUGCAUAUGUUCCCCUGGAUACACACGUUUGCCUAGCGGAGAUGGUUGCAUGGAUCUGAAUGAGUGUUCGGCCAAACCGGGGAUCUGUAAGAACGGCCGGUGUGAGAACACCGUCGGAAGCUUCCGCUGCAAAUGUGACCAGGGAUUCGUUUCUAACCCCACACAUACUGAAUGUAUUGAUAACCGCGAGGGCUUCUGUUUCACUGAGGUUCUUACCACUCUGUGUCAAAUGACAUCUAGCAACAGGAACUUGGUGACCAAGUCAGAAUGUUGCUGUGACGGAGGCAGGGGUUGGGGCACCAACUGUGAACUCUGCCCCCUCCCUGGGACCACCCAGUUUAAGAAGCUUUGUCCCCUGGGACCUGGGUACACCACUCAUGGUGCAGAUAUCGAUGAGUGCCGUGUGAUGGGGAAUUUGUGCAAGAAUGGUCAGUGUAUCAACUCUUUGGGAUCUUAUACCUGCACGUGCAAAAUCGGCUACACCACUGACAUCAGCGGCACUUUGUGUGUGGACGUGGAUGAGUGCAUUCAAGCACCAAAGCCUUGUAACUUCAUCUGCAAGAACACAGAAGGAAGUUACCUCUGUUCCUGCCCACGUGGAUACAUCCUCCAGGAAGAUGGAAAGAGCUGCAAAGAUCUGGAUGAAUGUUCGACCAAACAGCACAACUGUCAGUUUUUAUGUGUAAACACCAUUGGUGGGUUCACCUGUAAAUGUCCACCAGGCUUCACCCAGCAUCACACUGCGUGCAUUGACAACAACGAGUGUGUAAUCGACCCCAAUCUGUGCGGCUCCAAUGGUGUCUGCCAGAACACUCUGGGAAGCUUCAACUGUGAGUGUCAGCACGGAUUCUCACUGGAUACCGGCAGACAAACCUGUGAAGACACAGACGAGUGUGAUGGGAACCACAGGUGUCAGCACGGCUGUCAGAAUUUAGUGGGCGGGUACAGGUGCAGCUGUCCUCAAGGUUACCUACAGCACUACCAGUGGAACCAGUGUGUGGAUGAGAAUGAGUGUCUGAACACCCAGAUCUGCGGGGGUGCAUCAUGUCACAACACCCUGGGGAGCUUCCGCUGCCUCUGCCCCACCGGCUUCAACUAUGAGCAGACCAGCGGAGGCUGCUCAGACAUCAACGAGUGCUCCACCAGCCAGAACCCCUGCAAGUUUGGCUGCUCCAACACAGACGGAGGCUACCUCUGUGGCUGCCCCCCUGGAUACUUCAGAGCAGGACAAGGGCACUGUGUCUCCGGUCUGGCCUUUGGCGGUGGCAGCUCCACUGCUGCGCAGGGAGCUGAGAUGGAUGAAAAUUCUCUGUCUCCUGAAGCUUGCUAUGAGUGUAAGGUCAACGGAUAUCCCAAGAAGGGACGGAGUCGUCGCAGUGUGAACUCCACAGAGGAACAAACUCAGGAAGACAAGCAGAUGCUGGAGAAGAACAUGGUCAGCCUAGCUAGUCUGGACAUCGAGGCCAUCCUGCAGUUUCACCUGAACAUCAGUGAGCUGAGCAAUCGCGACCACAUCCUUGAGCUCACCCCAGCCUUAUCCACCCUCAGCGACCAUGUGCGCUACAGCAUCGAUUAUGGAAAUGAAGACGGCUAUUUCAAGAUCAAUCAGAGAGAAGGCAUCAGCUACCUGCACCUGAGCAAGAAGAAGUCCCUCCACCCAGGGGCGUAUGACCUUCACAUCAGCAGUAUUCCCCUCUACAGGAAGAGCGAGCUGGCUGAGUUGGAGGACCAACAUGAUAAAGACUACCUCACAGGACAGCUGGGAGACAUACUAAAGAUGAGGGUGCAGAUCAUCCUCCAUUAACCGUCACGGGACUGAGACGGCUAGCAGCUGCUAACCCAGCGUCAGGCUGACACUCCCCAAAACACCAAACAUCUCUGACGCUGGGUCAGCAGUCUGGGGCAACUCGGACUUGCUCCGACAAGGAGGAGGGCUCAUCACCAAAGAGACAAGGGGGUUGGGGUUGUGAGGGAGGGACUGCAUCAUCUGAUUCCCAAAGAUGAUUCUACAUAUCAUACAUACAACUGAACAGUUUCCGUGGGAAAUGCCAGCUGAAAGUGGCAGUAUGAAGGAUAUUUUACGCUCAGAUAAAGGACAUACUGCCGCGACCAAUAACCUCAGCUGUGUGCUGCCCUUCAGAGUGUGACUAAGGUCUAAAAUGCGUUGGGUUUAAUGUUGUAUAAUGAUAUAUGGAAUCGGGCGUGUGGACUGCAGAAAGCUUGAAAUGCUGAGUUUUCAGCUUAGGUGGAAGAAAAGGUUGAGUCCCAAUAGUCUGAAAUAAAUUCAUUUCCUCCCCUCAGCUAAAUGACUGAAGACGCCUGAACACAUGAAAGUCAGUAGAUUUCUCCAACUGUUAAUUUAAAUGAAGAUGGGGAAAAGAUUGUGAAAUAAGGAGAGGAAAGGAAGUGACUAUGGACUAUUGAGACGUAGCCAUGUCUGAGCUUGAACGACUCCUACUGCAUAUUUAAACGACGCUUUUCCAUCUUUCCUACUGACACGAAUAAUUCAUAUUUACUGGUGCUAGCGACACAACCACAUAGACUUCUGAUUGCACUGUACUACUACCCAAAGCUCAAUAGGCAACAGCGUACAAUCCCAGCAGCCCCCCGCAGUUUUCAUGUCUUUGUAACAGCUUCAUAGCCUGUUUGCUCUCCUCUAUAUUCCAUGUAAAUUGUGUUUAUUUUAAUCUAUGAAACAUUUCUAAACUAGGGGAAGCCCCUGGAAUAGCGGGCUUGUUAUGGUGCUUAUAAUGACCAUCUACUUCCUUUGUAAACUGUGUAUACAUACACACACCUGCACACAUUGAUGAUGCCAAACCUGGGCCUUCAUGAUUCUGCACUGAGGUCUUUGUGGCCACACAUUCUCACAAGUUCAAUCAGUGCUGCAUCGCCACAGACCAGCCGAACAUCAGUCUGUGUUCCCUCUUCACAUCAGCAAGGGUUUAGUUGUAAAUUCACAAUAAAGACAUAUUUUUGGUCUA